AUGGCGUCAAUCCGUCUCCCGUCAGUGGAGCCGGACGGGCGCUCUUGGCAAGACUCUGCCGACGUGGCGUACUUCCAGGACUACUGGUCAGAGAACUCUUCCGACUGUGGACAGUCUCAGGACCGAGGCGCGUGUGUUCCUUGCUGCGGAGUCGGGCCCUCUUCCCGGGUGUUUCGCGCACCUGUCGCCGGUCCACCGCCUGCAGUGUACAUCGGAACGCACACGGGUCAAUUCCACGCCACCGCACAAGGCCACGCUUCUCACUAUGGAGCAGUUGUCGUCCCACGUGCGCAGGUCGACGCCUCGCACCUCCACUCCGAGCUUUCUCGGCCACGCUCUUCUGUGGGACUCAUGGCUCCAGAUUCCCAGCGCAGCACAAUUCACCUCUCUGCAGUCGCUGUGGCUCCUACAGGUGGACGCGUCCCUUCAGGGUCAAAUCCGCAGACCUUGCGGAGCAGAGCCUCCCUGGACACCCAGGCGCCGCACUCGCCUUUUGCCUCCGCGAACAGUCCUCUUGUGACGAAGAAUCUGGUGCAGUCGGAGGCAGCGCUUCCACAGGGCCCCGCGCAGCCUCCACUUCCCAACGGCGGCGGUGCCGUAAGCGCGUCAACUCCAGGAACUGAGCCUGACCGGCCGGUCACCAAGCAGAAACCGAAAGGGAAGAAGGCACGGGAAGGCGUCUCUCGCGGAAAAAACGGGGCGUCGAAGGCGAAAGCCGAGCAGCGGCGGGUUGCCAGCGACGAACUGAAGCCCACCAAGCAGACUCGCGCGACCAAGAAACCCUCCGGCGGCUCGCUCCGUCCCUCAAGUGGCUUGGAGCUCGCAGAGGGGAAAGACAAGCGAGGUCAAGUUGGGCACACACUGAGCGGCACUGGAACCGUUCGGGAAGUGCUCACGUCCUUGGAAGACUUCAAGAAGAGCGUACAGCACGGCGACGUGCGAUCGAAUUCAUGGACUGCCGCGGAACUGGUCAAAGCCGGAGGACGUCCUGAGUUCGUCCCUGGAACUGCGCAGGUGCACAACCAUCCCGUCUCCCCUCCUUUCGCCGCACCAGCGUGCAGCUCCAUGCCUGCUCGUGACUCUCCCGACUGGCAGAUUCUUGCGGCAGGUUCGCAACAGUACUCGCUCCGCCCAAGUCAGAGACAACAACUCUGGAGGAGCGUGAAAGAGAGCGUUCGAGCGAGUGAACAGGCUCAUAUAGAGCUUGCGCAUCGCGAGGGUGAAGGAGUCAUUCUAAAUAAGUGUCCCCGGCAACUCCUGCCCCAUCCACCAAACCCGGCUCUCUGUGUCAACACAGAGCGCCCCUCAAAGAAAACGAUCGAUGUCAAGUUCCGGCUGCUUCCUCGCCUGGCAGAAGAGCCCACACCUGCCGAAACCGCCGGCGUCUUCGGGGUCCUUCUGCCCCGGAGCAGGGCGAGGUCGUUGUCCAGGGCGAUGCCGAAAUCGAUGUUCAGAUCAUCAAGGUCGAUGUCGCUGAACAGUGUAGCAGCAGCGAAGUCCGGUCUCCUUGAUUCCGACGGGAAGGUCCGGUUUCGCGUCUUCCAGGUGAAACGCCGAGGAGACGAUGGGUCCUCGCUUGUCGCCUACAAAUGGUUGAAUGAGAAGCGCUCCCCGGAAACUUCAGAAAACGGCAUGCCUCUCUGCUGCGACGGUCAGUGUGGUGAGCUGUCCGGUUCCGCCAGCAGCUCCUCCGCAGAAAGCGGUGAUGUCCCACCGGAAACGCACGCGAGCAACGAAGAAGGCGGGAUGGGUGCUUUUAUGUACCACUGCGCCGGCGCUGUCGCGUCACAAGUCAUGGGAUGCGCCGACUCAGAGCGGAUCGGGGAACAAGACCAGAAGGAACACUCCUGUCUCCCGGCAGUGGAGGCUCCAGAGUGGCUCUCUCAAGGGCAGGCGCCACAGUGCGGUGUAUGCGACUGCACAGCAGCCGAACAGGUUCCUCACGAACAGGCUACCGCCGACGCGCGGUAUCAACUGGAUGGUUAUGAAGGAGGCGUGGGGCAAUAUACCCAGUAUGGGGAGGACACCCUUAGGACGCCUGUGAAUUCACAGUGGGCGUCGCUGGCCACGACGGAAGGCCUCCAACAGGAGGGUUCGACCUAUGUGGGCGCCGAGGGCUGGUCCCACGCCACGAAUGGUGGAGCCUCCGCUCAAGGUCAGUUAGCGGCGCGACAGUCCGCGAACAAACCCCGCCCAGAAAAUGGUUCUCGAGGAUCGCGGGCACCUGGAAACGUGGCUUCCACCGCGCCACGCGCCGUGAAGUCGAAUGCGCGUGUCGGCCAGACAGAGUCGCGAGCCUCUCGCGCAGUUGCUGGACAAGGCACCUCACAACAGCUGCCAAUUCGGAAAGACGCUCGCGCGCCUGCGUCCGUGAAAGGGAAGCAGGCUCCGGAAACCCUCGGUGCGCAGCGCCCGGCUGUUGGGACCAGCAAGGGUGUAACGUCGACUGGAGCGCCUUCACAGGGAGCUUCAACGCAAUCGCCCGGCCGAAUGAUCGCCUUUGCGCCACGUUCGGGCGGCAGGCUUGCUGCUUCGGAGCAGCGGACCGCGGUUCACGGAGCUCGUGCGGCCGUUGCGGCAUCCACAUCUCCACUUGGGACCGCUGGUAAUCCUCCACAGUCGCCAGAGCCCGUGGUCACUGUUUCGGAAGUAUGUACGGUACCGGCGUUGACGAACGCGGCCGACUGUUCCUGCUCGUCGUGGCAAUAUAAACCUUUCAGCUGCUGUGAGAAAGCUAAGGCGAGCGCAUCCGGGUCCCAGGUCCCCUCUUUCGCCUGUAAUGAGACUGGGACGACUUCAAAGGAACAGCAGGCAUACUCUCCUCUCAGGAGCUCUGCGGCCCUCUGUGCUCCACAGCAGGUGCCACCAAAUUCUCACGUGCCGAUAACGGUGACCGAAUAUAAGGCGCCCGUACCUGCGCCACCUGCUCGUACAGCCACAUCGUUGGCUGAAGCUCAGGUCCCCGGACCUGAAGCAACGCAAGCAGUUGAAGCCUCGACAGCGAAAGACUUCUCGUUGAAAACCUGGCUGGGAAAUGUAAUGUGGUCAGCUUGUGGCCAAUCGGACGCUGCAGGCAAGAAAGUGCCCGACCUAUGUCCGGAGUCCACAUGCGUCGCUAAGCCUGGGGAAGAAGAGAAGCGCCCCGUGCCAUCUGAGGAAGAACAUCACAAAGGGGAUGACGAAGAGCAAGCAGAAGAGCUUUCAGAUGUCUUUCGGCCACACCCUGUCUCAAGCGACGAUCGGCAGAAAGGCGGGAACGUUCCGAUCCUGUUCCGAGUGUUAAAGCGGCGCCAGGACAGCCGACACAAGACAGCUACCUCGGAGGAUUCGGUGUAUACAGCUUCAGUUGGUGGAAAGUCGGCUACAAAGUCUGAGGACGAAGUCCUAUCACUUCUGUCUGCCGCCACCUUCCACAGAGGCAAACCGGAACCGGUGUUUCGCUUCCGCGUAAUUCAGGCCCAACAGGCUAAGGACAGAGAGUCGAGGCGACUUGUGGCGUUCCGACCUCCUGCGCAUCCGCACCAACCCCACGCACCCUCUCUGUCUCAUGCAGGGAACUUUAACAUGGGGCACAGCCAAAACGUCGACGGGGACGCCUGCAUGAGCUGCGUCUUGCCGGGGCCCUGUCGCUCCUCAUCAGCUGAUUCGGAGGACUCCAUCGUGACAAUGAAGUAUGAACACCGAACCACCUAUGUGCCCUUACCAACGAAGGGUAAGACGAUCCACGUUGUGACCCACCAUGGGCUUCAGAACAUCAAGCCAGGAGUCCUAGGGGAAGAGCGCAAAAUGUUCGACAGGCGCCUUCUGUGCGUUUCCUCAUUCGCUGCCAAAGUGGCUAGAGACGCGGCUGAACGCGUUGCAGUACGUCAAGCUAUAAGAGAGGCGAAAGAUACCGGACCCACUGACGAGAGCGAGGCAGAGCCCCACGCGACAGAAGAACCUGUUCGAACUGAGAGAGAGGAGGAAGAGGAGCAGGAGGAAGUGACACCAGAGUGUGAGGGGGAAUGGCCGGAAUGGGCGGGUAGCUGGAAGAGCAUUUCCGGAGCGGCAGAACUGUUUUGUUGCCCGGCUUCAUGUCGAAGCCAACCAGCAUCCAUCCCUUCAACUCAGCGGGAAAUACAAGUGGCGGUAGUCCAGGAAGGACAUGCAGAAACCGAAGAAGCACUCGAGGAAGGGAAGGAAGAAAGCGAAGAGGUAGUCGAGGAGGGAGGGGCGGAGGCAGCCGAGACUCGAGAGGAAGAACCCGAGGAGGUCGUCGAGGAAGCAAAGGAGGAACUCGAGGAAACAACCGAGCAACAGGAGCAACUUGAAGCAGGCGACGCUGAGUGCUGGAAGGUGCCUUCGCCUCUCCCGGAAACGCUCCAAAGGGGAAGUUGUGGUUCGUGUUUCCAAAUGUGCAUGCAGUUGCUGGACCUUCUCAAGAUCCCCGGUCCCAAAGGAAAGCGUCUCCGCGGACACGACCCCCCUAGUGACCCGGGAGUCGCAAUCGAUGAGUUCUCCGUCGGCGCUAGAUACGGAUAUGGCAUAUGA
Molecule: messenger RNA, 4530 nt
Organism: Neospora caninum
Lineage: Eukaryota; Apicomplexa; Conoidasida; Eucoccidiorida; Sarcocystidae
Exons: 2
Coding region: 1-4530 (1509 amino acids)
Source: RefSeq, a predicted model, not a curated record